Molecule: messenger RNA, 4735 nt
Organism: Chenopodium quinoa (quinoa)
Lineage: Eukaryota; Viridiplantae; Streptophyta; Magnoliopsida; Caryophyllales; Amaranthaceae
Exons: 3
Coding region: 1734-4469 (911 amino acids)
Source: RefSeq, a predicted model, not a curated record
GAUCUGCUUCCUUUUCGAUUUGUGCUGAAAUUUGCUCUAAUUGUUAAAUCUGAGUUGAUUGCUGAUUCUUCUGUGAAUAUUACUGUAUAAUUACCAUUGUGGUUGAAUUAAUUACUUAGAUGUUGUGGGGUUUAUGGAUGCUUGAUGCUUCAAUUUAUCAAUAUCGCGAUAAAAAGUUUAAUUUUUUGUGUCUUCGUAUGUAUUACUGAAGAUGAGGAUGCCAUUUAGUACAUUGAUAAUUAUUCAUGCACUCUCUAAAAUCUGACCAUUUAGUCAGUUACUGCCUUUUGAAAUAAGGAAGCAUUAAGUUUUGAUUUUGUAAUGUCCGGGUACCAUUACUCCAUAUUAAGAGUAGAGACGGUUGGCUAAUUGGCGGUGUAUGUUAUUGUGCUAGAGAGUGUAACCGUUUAAUCCCAGCUACUAUUGCCUUAGCCUUUUGGUCUUGAUUUGUGGAUUUGAAAUUCCAAACUAGGGAAAGUUGAACAUCAAAAAGAUUGUGAGAGGUGGCUUAUUAGCUUUGUCCUAUUUACAAAACUUUUUUUGACACACUAGAAAAGUCGAGUAAUUUGGUUUGUUAAAUCUUGUUGAAAUUCAUUUGUUAGAUAACCUUUAAAAGUUCAAUAUGCGAUAUUUUAAUACAAACCUGGUUCCUUGUGGAGCCAUUCCUUAAUAUGAUACUAUUUUAUUUUCCGCCUCAAACAAUCUCAUUUGCACGAUUGUUUUUUUUUUACCCCCCAAGAUUGCCCCAAACCUCAACUUCACUUUAUUAAGAGAGAAAGAGAGAGGGAGAGGGAGAGAGAGAGAGAGACCGCCUCUAACAAUCUCAUUUGACGAUUGUUUUUUUUUUUGUAUCCCCCCAAGAUUGCCCCAAACCUCAACUUCACUUUUUAAGAGAGAGAGAGAGAGAGAGCAAGUUGGGUUGCAAUUAGGAAAGUUUACCGAUUAAGGUAUGGAUCAAUCUUCUAAGGACGUCCAAGAGAGAGAGAGAGAGAGCAAGUUGGGUUGCAAUUAGGAAAGUUUACCAAUUAAGGUAUGGAGCAAUCUUCUAAGGACAUCCAAGAGAGAGAGAGAGAGAAAGAGAGCAUUUUGGGUUGCAAUUAGGGAAGUUUACCGAUUAAGGUAUGUAGCAAUCUUCUAAGGACGUCCAUUUUUAGUAUAUGGGGACCUUAGGAAAGUUUACCGAUUAAGGUAUGGACCCAUCUUCUAAGGACGUCCAUUUUUAGUAUAUGGGGACCAUGGGGAAAUCUAUCAAGGACAAAGGGAUUAUUUGUGAGAGCUUAUUUGUCCAGCUAGUUACAUUGGCUAACUGGUUGACUAUAUUUUUGAUUGAUUGUUAGGUGAUUGUAAAAUUAUCUGGUAAGUAAUAGCUCAUUAAUUUUUGGUGAUGCAACACUAUGAUAUAAUAUUGCCCUUUUAGUUAGCUACGAGAAACCCCUUUCAACAUAUUCCAUUUUCAAGCUUAUUGCAGAGGUGACUAUCGAACCCAAUAAUCUCUUACAAUAUUUUGGGCUCUGGUGAAACAGCUUACCCUCCAAAUAGGUUAUAAGCUCUUUGCCUAACCCCUUUUAUUGUGUUAAAAUGACACAAUUUUUGUAAGCUUUCUAUGAAGUUGUGUUGAGGGUAUCCCAUUUUUUAGGAAUGAUUAUCUACAAGAGAACAAUACCCAUAUAGAAGUCCCUUCUUUUGUGGUUUAUCAAUGUUUCAAAAUUUAUCCUAGGGUUUUUGCUGAUGCCAUGCAGGUUAACAUGGUUGGUAGCAGGGGAAAGGGAUCAAGAUCAAAAACUAAGGGUCUUGCACCUGGACCUGUUGAGCCCGAGCCUUUGAAGAUCAGUCUUGAUGAAACUUUUGAUGGUCCUUUAGGUGGAGAGGAUGAAAAGAUUGAUACUUUAAUAGAAAUGCCGUUAGAGGAGCAACAGAUAGAUGAGAUGAUCUCUGGAUCUGUUUUUAGUGAUUGGCUUGAAGAAAAGGAUCAAAAUGUACUUGAAGUCAAUUUUGCGACUGAGAUAAGUGUUAACAGAACUGAAGAUGUCUGUACACAGGAAGGAACAAUAAAGGAUGUGGAUGAGGUGAUUGAUGGAAGUGAUGCAGCUGCUGAUGAUGUUGAGGACAAUGAAGAGAAAAGAAUAAAUCCAGAAGAAGAUGAAGCGGGGAAUAGUGAUAAGAAGCCAGAGGAAGAUGAAAGUAAGAGUUUGGAGGUGACCAGAGAAGGUUUGCCUACUGAUGCUGAAGGUCUUUCUUCUUUUGACCAUGGAACAAAGGAAUCCAUGGUAGAUAAUCUAGAAGAACCAAAUAAACUUGACACAGUGAAGCCAAUAGGCACUCUUUUAGAUAAGGGGGAGGAAGAACAUGUGGAAGAAAAUACAAGCAUUGCUAAUGAGGUCAAGGAAGUCACUGGGAUGGUCAUUAGACCCAAUAAGAAAGUAGGGAAGAAAAAGGUUGUUAGAAGGAAGGUUAUGGUGCGGAGGCCAGUGACAGAUGAGGCACAGAAAAAUGAUGAGAAGCCAGAGGAAGAUGAAGCACCAGUGAAGAUUGGACCUGACAGUAAUGAUACUGAUACUGGAGAUGAAAGGAAGAGUUUAGAGGUAACAGAAGGUGUGCCGACUGAAACUGAAGAUCUGUCUUCUUUUGACCGUGGAAUACAGGAAACCAUGAUAGAUAAUCUAGAGAAUCUUGAAGAACCAAUUAAACCUGAUGCAGUGAAGCCUGUAGGCACUCUUUCAGAUAAGGGAGAGGAAGAGAAUAUAGAAGAAAAUGCAAGCAUUACUAAUGAUGUCAAGGAAGUCGCUGGCCAGGCCAAUAGACCAAAGAGGAAAGUAGUGAAGAAAAAGUUGGUUAAGAAGAAGAGGUUGCUGAAGCAAGCUGCAGCUGUAAAUGAAGAAAUGCCACAACCUUUGGAUGAGAACAAUGCUUCUGGUGAGGCUUGCAAAGUAGACAUGAAAGAGCAUGUAAAUACUGAAGCCCCAUCAGAUGAAGCAUGCAAAGCAGACGCGAAUGAUCAUGUAAACAAUGCAGAGGAGACUGAAGUGAAAGCAGCUGUGAAGAGCAAUAGGAAACGGAACAAUAUUAGAAAGAAGAAGGCUCCACUAGGUAAUUCAGGUGUAGCAACUGUGAAAGAUGCUCACAAACUGCAGUCAGAAAAGAUCGAAAAGACUAAUGAAAUUAAUGAGCCAGAUGUGAAAAAUGGCGAGAUGGAAAAAUCUGCGGAUAGGGUAAGUCUAUCAAAGAGGAGUAAAAAGAAAAAUGUGGCUAAAAAUGGCUUCCAGGAUGGGGUUUCCAAUGAUGCAAGUAAGCCCAAACCAUCCAAGGAAGGUAAAUCAUCAAAAAAAAUGGAUAGCAUGGGGAUGAUAUUCAUGUGCAGUUCAGAAACAAAAAAGGAUUGUUAUCGCUACAAAAUUUUAGGGCUACCUGCUGGCAAAAAAGAUAUGGUUAUGAAAAUUUACAAGGGCAUGAGACUUUUUCUGUUUGAUGUUGACCUUAGAAUGAUGUACGGAGUCUACAAGGCUGCGGAUCCUGGGGGAUACAAUAUUGAACCCAGGGCAUUCAAGUCCCAAUUUCCUUCCCAGGUUCGUUUUUCCAUCCUUGAAGAUUGUGUGCCAUUAGCAGAGGAGAGAUUCAAACAGGUCCUCAAGGAUAAUUACUACACGAAGAACAAGUUCAAUUGCCAGCUGAACAGUAAACAGGUGAAAGACUUGUGUAAGCUUUUCCAUGAGACAAAGAAGAAAGCUGAAUCCCAAAAAGUUAGUGCGAGCAGAAGACCAGUUGCCACCAGUUCAUCUGCAAGGCGGGACAAGAAGAGAAAAAGGGUAGAGGAUAGCCGUAGAGGAGCAGCUGCUCCUGUAGAGCGGAACAGAAGCCGGCGAAGAGUUCAGGAAGAAAUAAGGCGUGCUCCUGUGGUCAUAGAUGACAGAAGCCGGCGAAGGGCUCAUGAAGAAAUAAUAAGGCAUGCUCCUGUGGUCAUAGAUGACAGAAGCUGGAGAAGAGCUCGGGAAGAAGUAAGGCAUGCUCCUGUAGUCAUAGAUGACCGUAGUGGGAGAAGGGCUCAGGAAGAAUUAAGGCAUGCUCCUGUUGCUUUAGAUGACAGAUAUCAGAGACACCCUGUUUAUGAGAGGGAAACCUAUCUGUCAUCUUUGGCACCAGCAACUUCAUAUCAGCCUAUACCAGCGCUUAGCCCUCCGCGCUCUAGAAUGUAUUCCUUUGAUAGAACCUUGGGAACUGAUUCUUACAGGAGGGAAUCAGUCCUAGGCCAUCGAGAUCUAGGCCUUUCGAGCUCUCAGGAAUCAAGGCUUCUAAUUGGGCGCAGUCACCAUGACAUCAACCUAUCUUAUAGAGAACCCCAUGUCUAUAGUGCGCCUCUAUAUAGCACUGAUACAAGGAGAGAACAUUAUGAUUAUACUUCUGAUAGACUACCUGCCGAGUAUUAUACACCUGCUGAACAUCGUCCUCCCCCACCUUUGUAUCGUAGGUACUGAACAACUUUGGGGAAAGACUGAAAGAUGAGUUAACCGUCUUCAAAUGGACACCAUUUUAUUUGUACUUGGCGACUGUUUGUUGUUUUUCAAGCUUUUUUAACUUCUAUGUACAAGUAUUAAAUUAUGUCUUUGCUUUCAAGAAUUAAUCAGUUGCCUUUUGAUAGGAUAUUGGAUCUCAUUUACCAGGAUUAACUAAAUGGGUAUUUGUGUUAAUGAGCAAUGUUGUGGGCUUGGUUUUGGCCCUAAUCUCGUUAACAAUGGUUCAA